Xenopus laevis (African clawed frog) is the source of this 833-nucleotide messenger RNA. Its product is annotated as protein monoglycylase TTLL8-like. The record is from RefSeq and is a predicted model, not a curated record. Bases 1 to 768 code for a protein of 255 amino acids. The transcript is spliced from 9 exons. Lineage: Eukaryota; Metazoa; Chordata; Amphibia; Anura; Pipidae.
AUGGAUAUUCAGGAGAUAAUAUCCUAUUAUUUAGAAGAUUACUUCAUCAAGCAAACUACGGACACUGAAAGAAUCAUUGACGCAGACCGUGAUACCGAUACUCAGAAAACUGAAUAUCCUGCCAUCGAGGAAAGUCUUCAGAACAGGGAACCUGUGAAGAAAGAAUCCACUGAGUUAGCUGUUCCCAUAAAAGAUGCAGUCGCUGAUACAGACAGUGGAUCAGAGAGUGAAUCAGACAGUGAAUCAGAGAGUGACAACAAACCUAAGUUUCGACAUAUGUCACUGAUACUAGCAGACCGACACAUAUAUUUUAAAGCCAAGUUGGAAAAGGCAAUUCGGAAAAAGAAAAUCUUCUGGCUGCUACGUGCUGAGCACAUCGAUGAAAGCAUGCGUAGGAGAGGAUGGAUACAGAAAAUAUCUUUUACAUUUGAUGCAAAAGCGAGGGAUAGUAGAUAUCUUGAUCCAGACAGCGGAUUGGAGCUGAAGCUUUCUUAUUCUGUAAAGCCCUCACUGAUCUGGUCAUACCGCCAUUAUCCCUACUCUAUUGUGGAACAAGAUCAGAUGAUGAACAGCUAUACAAACACGGACUGCUUUACAACCAAGUUUGGACUGUGCGUGAAUUUAAAGAACGCGGACAAAUUCUUCCCACGUUGCUAUGACCUGGCGGAUAAAAAAGGGAGAAUGUUAUUUACUGGUAAGAGCACAUUAACAUGCACUCAAUAUUCAGAAUGUAUAUUCACAUUAUCUAUGGAACCUGGCUUUCUUUGAUCCCCAAUCACAACCACAAACAUCUUUGAGAGUCACUGAUAAUUUUCGGGGCAUUUUCCCAAAGG